Didymodactylos carnosus is the source of this 1470-nucleotide messenger RNA. NCBI's taxonomy places the organism in Eukaryota, Metazoa, Rotifera, Eurotatoria, Philodinida, Philodinidae. The record is from the annotation of a GenBank genome assembly.
AUGAGUAUAUCCUAUUCAGAAAAUCUUUCUGACUAUCCUCAUAAAGGCAAAGUUGGUAUGCCUGAAUUAUGUGAAACAGAAGAAGAUCUCGAAAAAAAAGUUGCUUUGAUGGAGCAAAUGAUUCGAAGUAGUCUUUAUACCGUUGCUAUAACAGGUGCUGGUGUUUCAACAGCGGCUGGCAUCCCUGAUUUUAGAGGACCGAAAGGCGUAUGGACAUUAGAAAAGAAAGGCUUGAAACCGACAUGUGAGACUACAUUUGACACGGCAACGCCAACAUUUACUCAUAAUGCUCUGUGUACACUUGAACGUUGCGGAUAUCUCCAUUUCUUAAUUUCACAAAAUAUCGAUGGUUUACAUCAUCGUUCAGGAUUUCCUUUGGAGAAACUGGCCGAAUUACACGGAAAUGUAUAUUGUGAAGAAUGUGAAUUGUGUCAUAGUCGGAUUGUUCACGAGCAGAGUAUCGAUAGUUAUUGUUUAAAACGUACUGGAAAUGUAUGCAAUACGACGAAAUCUAAUGGAAAACUACUUAAAUGUCGUGGAAAACUCCGUGAUACUAUUUUAGAUUGGGAAGAUCCGCUGCCUGAACAUGCAUUAAAAAUGUCCGAAGCAAAUUGCUCAAAAGCAAAUUUAUGUUUAUGUUUGGGUACAUCAUUACAAAUUCGUCCUUGUCGAGAUUUACCUAAACGUACAAAAAAAAAUAAUGGAAAAUUAAUUAUUAUUAAUUUACAAAAAACAUCGCUCGAUUCAAUAGCUGAUUUAGUUAUUCAUGAACGUGUCGAUCAUGUUAUGAAAUUAUUAAUGAAUAGAUUCAAUUUAGAUAAUAAUGAUGGUAAUGUAAUAUCAACUUUGACAAUGAAUCCCGUGGCUAAUAUAUUCGAUUCAUCUCUGUACAAUCAUGUGAAAAGAAUUGUUUUAUUAUCUGGUAAACGAAAAUCUGGUAAAGAUUAUAUUGGUGAAAAGUUAUAUGAAAAACUUAAUGAUGAACAACAGUGUACAUUAUUACAUUUAAGUGAACCAUUAAAAAUUCAAUAUGCAAAUGAACAUCAGUUAAAUGGUCAAAAUAUGAUGGAUUCAUCCGCUUAUAAAGAAACAUAUCGAAAAGAUAUGAUUAGAUGGGGUGAAACUAAACGUUUACAAUGUCCUUCAAUAUUUUGUGAAUUAGCUAUCAAACAAAAACAUUUAAUUUGUUUAACAAGUCAACAUUGGAUUGUCUGUGAUAUUCGACGUUAUACAGAUAUUGAAUUUUUCAAAAAAUAUUUUCAUGAUAAACUAUUAUUAAUAAGAAUACAAUCAUCAAUAGAAUCAAGAGAAAAACGUGGAUUUAUAUUUAGUCAAGAUAUUGACGAUAGUGAAUCGGAAUGUCAGUUAGAUUCAAAUGUUGAAUGGAAUUUUGUUUUUAUCAAUAAUGAAAAUGAUAUAGAUAAUUUUCAUAGUCAAAUAAAUAAAUUAAUUGCGUUAAUCAGAGAAUGA